This is a messenger RNA of Phragmites australis (common reed), 1991 nucleotides long. RefSeq names its product phospholipase A1-Ibeta2, chloroplastic-like. The record is from RefSeq and is a predicted model, not a curated record. Lineage: Eukaryota; Viridiplantae; Streptophyta; Magnoliopsida; Poales; Poaceae. The transcript has a single exon. The coding region runs from base 127 to 1710 and encodes 527 amino acids. Gene Ontology annotation, biological process: lipid metabolic process. Gene Ontology annotation, molecular function: glycerophospholipase activity.
CGUGACAUCUCACAUUUGGGUAGCUAGCUAGAUCGGGGCCUGUGAUUUGCAGUACUCCUAUCAGGUAGCUUGCUAGAUCGAUUUGGUUCUGAGCUGCUCGCUACUACUUGACGAAGGAGCGAGCCAAUGACAAUUGCCGCCGUGGUGACCGCGCCCACGACCGCGCCAGUGCACGUCGCGCCCGCGGUCCAGCCGCGCACGGCGCCGCGACGGGAGCCGUCGCCGCUGAACCGGAGCACGCAGGGACAGGCGCUCCGCUCGGCCAGCCCCGGGGGUUCCACGGCGGCUGCGGCGGAUGGCGCCAGGGCUCACAUCGCCAACCUUGACCGGGUGCUCGGGAAGCCGCCGCAGGUGCCGAGGCAGGAGGAGCAGGACAGCGAGCAGGAGACGCUCAACGUCAGGCACGGCCUGCUCAACGCGCUGAACCUGUCCUUCUUCGUGCCCAUGCCCGGGAUGAGGACGCACACCGCGGCCGACGAACACAUGUCGCCGCGCAGCCUCAUGCACAUGCAGCAGCUGCUCUCGGUUGACUCCCCGCGAGCGUCACCGAGGUGCACCAUCGCGCCGCGGUGGCGUAGCCUCCACGGGGAGGGCGGCUGGGCCGGCCUCCUCGACCCGCUCGACUCCGACCUCCGCCGCGAGCUCCUCCGCUACGGCGACUUCGUGCAGGCGGCGUACCAGGCCUUCCACUCGCUGCCCACGGCGUCGGCGAGGCACCGUGGGCUCAUGCUCCCCGACCGCUCCUACCGCCCGACGCGCAGCCUCUUCGCCACCUCCGCUCUAACAUUGCCGCCGUGGGCCAAGCGCCCCAACACUCCCGAGUGGCUCACGCAGCAGUCCAACUGGAUCGGCUACGUCGCCGUGUGCGAGUCCGAGAGGGAGGUCGCCCGCAUGGGCCGCCGAGACAUCGCCAUCGUGCUGCGCGGCACGGCCACCUGCCUCGAGUGGGCCGAGAACCUCCGCACCUCGCUUGUGCCCCUCGACGGCGAGAGCAGCGACGGCCCGGACAGGGGAGCGGAAGAGCCCAAGGUGGCGCGGGGCUUCUUGAGCCUGUACAAGACGGAAGGGGAGAAGACGAAGAGCCUCUCGGCCGAGGUGAUGGACGAGGUCCGGCGCCUCAUGGAGAAGUACAAGGGCGAGGAGCUCAGCAUCACCGUCGUCGGACACAGCCUCGGCUCCGCCCUGGCGCUCCUCGUGGCCGACGAGGUCGCUUCGUCCAUCCCUGACGCGCCCCCCGUCGCCGUGGUCUCCUUCGGCGGGCCGAAGGUGGGCAACGGCGCGUUCGUGGACAGGCUGAAAAAGAGCGGCAAGGUCAACGUUCUGCGCAUCGUCAACGCCGGCGACGUGGUCACCAAGGUGCCCGGUGUGGCGCCGCAGCUGCCGCUCAAGAAGCAGCAGUACCAGCACGUAGGCGCUGAGCUGCGCAUCGACAGCAAGAACUCGCCGUGCCUCCGCCCGGACGCGGGGCCCGCGUGCCGGCACGACCUGGAGGCGUACCUGCACCUCAUCGACGGGUUCACGGGGACGGGACGACCCUUCCGGCACGACGCGCGGCGCAGCGUGAUCAGGCUGCUGCAGCUGCAGAGGGGCAACGUCAAGAAGGAGUACGUGAACCGCGCGCGCGAGCUCGGCGUCGACCCCGCCGCGCCGGCGGACGUUGGCCGGAGCAUUGCGUACGGCAACUGCGCCGUCGCGAGCCCCUCGACGUGACGGGAAUCACGUCUACUUCAGUGGACCUUCUUGUAAAUUUUGUAGAAGAAGAAUUAUUUCGUUAGUUGCGGGUGCGAGCGGGGAAAUCUCUCUCAUUUUCGUUUUGUUUUUUCGAUAUCGAUGCAUGUACACGAAAAUUAAGCAAGCGUAAGUGCGCGACGUAAUCAAUUAAGUGAAAGCUUGACCCUGGCACAAGAAGUUUGUUCACUAGUUCACUUCUUUUGAGAGAGACCGACUCUCCUAUAUUGUCGAAGUCUCCAAGACAAGUAGGAAUUUUUCAA